CUCCGUAACAUUUUGAAAUUCAAUGGAGCACAAAUGGUAGACUAUUGGUGGCAAAUCCCUAUACUCUAGUUCAACACUCAGCCGUCUCUCUGUCUCUCCACCGCGAUUCUCCAGUCUCCACUCAGCUCCACCGGCGGCCGGCCUUUGUCUUCUCCAUCUGGUGUAUGCUAUUCUGAUUCGUUUCCCUUCGGCUUUCCUAACCCGCAAAGGCCCAGACCAAACAUCAAAGUUGAAGAGUAUAACGAUUUUAGGUUUCGAUUUCCACUGACGCCUUCUCCCGCGCCUUCUUAACAUUUUGAAACUCAAAGUACCAUAGUUGGCAAUAUUUUGAAACUCAAAAACCACUCAAUUUUAAAGUUUAGGACUAUAAUUGGCAAAAUCACCAUCCUCUACAACGAAAAUGAAAUCCCCAGACUCUAGUUCAACACUCAGGCUUCGCCCUUUAGCCCUGCAACUCAGCUGUCUCUCUGUCUCUCCACCGGCGGACAGCCUUAAUCUUCUCUGUCUGGCGUUUGCUACUCUGCUCCACGGCUAAUCUUCAAGAGUUGAAGAAUAGAAGGAUUUUAGCUUUUGAUUUCGACCGAAGCCUCAUUGUUCUUUCAAUUUAAUGGCUCGGCUACUCAAAAGCGUACCAGAUGCAAGUAGGGAUUUAAUAAGUGAGCUGCCGUUAGAGGUAAAGGACAGAAUUUUGGGGUGUUUGCGCACCCCAGUGGCCGCCAGAACUGCUAUGCUCUCAAAGCACUAGAAUGAUGUUUGGUUGCAGCAUGGGCAGCUUGUGUUCGAUUCAGACUUCGUGGAAAGUGUCAAACAGUGCUAUGAUGGUGAAGGUAGAACCCUCGUGAACGUAAUCAAUAAUAUCCUCUUUUUCCGUGAUGGGCCGGUUAAGAAAUUUACUCUUCGGAUUUCAUAUGAUGAUCCUACGCCGUAGCAGUCUGAUUUUGAUAGGUGGUGUCUUUUUCUAUCAAGAAAUGGUGUGGAGGAACUUAAGAUAUGUUUACAUACUGAUGCGGAAGAAUAUAAGCUGCCAUUUUGUUUACUCUCUUGUAGGACAAUUAAGCAACUGAUAGUGCGUGGUCCAUUUAUUGAUUUGUCUGUAAAUGCUUGUGGUAUAUUUUCCAACGUCACUUCAUUAGCUUUCUGCAGUGUUGAAUUUAAGUGUAGUGUUAGUGGAAUUGCCUCUAGUAUUAGUAUUCCUAAACUUGAGAAGCUUGCUUUCGGAUUUUGCCAAGGGAUCCAUAAGUUUGAGAUCUGUUCUCCAAAGCUUGAAAUGUUGUCUGUUAUUGAUUGUAUGUGUGAUGUGGGUGAGUCAAGAUGGUUGGCGCCACAUUUGAAAGCCAUUAAGACUCUUUGGUUGUGUGGCUCUUCAUUGAUGCGUAUGGAUGUAUCUGUGUUUCCAACUGCAAUAGAUCUGCAAGUAAUGAAGCUAUAUGAAUUAAAUUUUGGUUGUCAGAAGCAACUCUCCGUUGCUAUGCAAUUGCUUAAAAAAUGUCCCAACCUAUGUGAACUGCGGAUUAUUGCGGAUGAGUUCCGUGGGAAGGAUGACCAAGAAGCUGCUUCAAGGCUUUUAGAGGAUCCAGACAGUGGCUUUGUUAUUCAGGAGCUGAAGAUGCUUAACACAAUCAAGAUUGAAUCAUUCAGUGAAUUCGCACUCGAAAUGCUUUUUAUGAAAAUGCUGCUAGCAAAAUCCCCUGUGCUAGAAAGAGUUGUUAUUGUGAAGGAUUGGCAUAUGAAUGCUUCCGAGGAGAGAAAAGUCCAAAGGAAGUUGGAAUGCUUCCCUCGUGCAUCUCCAAACGCACAAAUUAUCUUCACGGGCAAUUACUAUGCAUCUAUGAGCGAUGACUGGCUGGAUACCCAUGGUUUUACCCUUUUAGAAUUUUAGUAUGGUGAAUCUCCAUGGGUUCACCCUUUUAGAAUUUUAGUAUGGUGAAUCUCCAUGGGUUCUAUUUGGGUGCAUCUUAGAAAUGUAAGCAAAGUUUGUGUUGGAAGUUGAAAUGUUUUCUCACUUUUCUGAGUUGUUCAACAUAAGGUAUUUUUAAUUAGUAAGCAUUGUGGGUAAUUAAGAAUGUUCCUAUAUUUCAGGGUGUGAGAUGGGCGCAUACGAGAGGCUGUUUGGCUGUUUUUUGGUGCGUAAAUUAGUUCAUCUAACAAUGUUAAGGCAUUUAUUAGUUUUAUGAUGAAUAAGUCAUUCUGCAAUUCAAUCCUUACGAUGUUCAAUUGUAGCA
Molecule: messenger RNA, 2222 nt
Organism: Ipomoea triloba (trilobed morning glory)
Lineage: Eukaryota; Viridiplantae; Streptophyta; Magnoliopsida; Solanales; Convolvulaceae
Exons: 5
Coding region: 1268-1879 (203 amino acids)
Source: RefSeq, a predicted model, not a curated record